Glycine soja is the source of this 941-nucleotide messenger RNA. Its product is annotated as nodulin-22-like. The record is from RefSeq and is a predicted model, not a curated record. NCBI's taxonomy places the organism in Eukaryota, Viridiplantae, Streptophyta, Magnoliopsida, Fabales, Fabaceae. The coding region runs from base 62 to 634 and encodes 190 amino acids. The transcript has 3 exons.
ACCAAAAUGUACUCAAAUUAAGGUGCAUAAUCACAGCUAAGAAAAAUCAACUAUAUAAUAUAUGGAGAAAAUGAGAGUGAUACUAAUGACUCUAUUCCUAUACAUAGGUACGUUAGUUGCAGAAGAUGCUGAUAUUGGCAAAGCUAUUAAUAAUGCAAGAGAUGCUGAUAUUGGUAAGGCCAUUAAUCCAACAGAAGACGCUGAUAUUGGUCUUCUUAGCGAACCUGAGGCCUAUGAGUCUCCCGUAUUCAAAAAAUACGUGACACAGUGCACUCCGCAUGUUGCUACAACAUGCAGUAUUACAAGUAGGACGGACUUAAAGAUUGAAAGUGAAGCAAUAUUGGGUCUUUGUCUUUUUGAUUCUAUGGAGAGAUGCUUGGUACAGCAUGAAAUAGCCAACGUUAAUUAUCGAUUAUUCAGGCCACCAAGCCCACCACCAGGACGAGGACCACCAAUUGAACCAAUAGAUCCAAUUCCCCCAUGGAUUCCAUCACCACCCAUAGUUCCUAGGACCAAACUAGAUAACCAUCAACAUCUCCAAUAUUAUCAGACACUUCUCACUGAGACUACAAAAUUCCGAACCGUCUUGAGAAGAUGUACUCAUGUUAGUGCAGAGUUGUCUCACUGCUCCUAAUGUUGCUUCAUCCACACUUUUAGCGGCUUGUCUCAUUCCAUCCAUGAAUCAAUGCGUGUAUCCCGCUAGAGCUCAAUCUGGUAGCCCGCCUAUUAGGACAUAAAAUUAUCUCAGGCAUAAAGGAAAACAUAUUGGACGCACUUGCAACAUAUCUUACUAGUAGAAGAAUAAUGAUCGAGUUUGCUCAGCAUAUAGAUACAAUAACCAAAUAUCAUUGGCUUGCUAGCUUGUUUUUAUGAUCAAGAUGUUAUUACAAAUGUUUACAAAAUAUAUAUAAUGUCAUAAUAAAAAAAUUUAAAUACGUUAA